Messenger RNA from Solanum stenotomum, 1230 nucleotides. Its product is annotated as deSI-like protein At4g17486. The transcript is spliced from 4 exons. Lineage: Eukaryota; Viridiplantae; Streptophyta; Magnoliopsida; Solanales; Solanaceae. The coding region runs from base 193 to 867 and encodes 224 amino acids. Gene Ontology annotation, biological process: protein deubiquitination. The record is from RefSeq and is a predicted model, not a curated record. Gene Ontology annotation, molecular function: deubiquitinase activity.
UGAUUUCCAUUUUUACAAAGUUCAAACCUUUUUCUCUUUGCCAGAGAGACAAAUCAAGAAUCAAAGGCUAUUUGCUUUUACCAAAAAAAAAUAAAAAAAUAAAAAAAUGGACUCAAAAAGACAAUCUUUUUCCUAAUCCCAGAUUUCCCUUAUUACAGAAAUUUCAAAAAAAAAAAAAAAAAAGGGAGUCAAAUGGGAGAAGAAAGCACCUCAAAUUCCAAGCCUGAUGAUAAUAAUAAUGCAGCUAAAAAUGAUGGAAGCUAUGAGACACCAGUUAUAUUGAAUGUAUAUGAUCUCACCCCUGCAAAUCAGUACUCAGUUUGGCUUGGCUUUGGAAUAUUUCAUUCUGGUAUUGAAGUCCAUGGUAUGGAAUAUGGAUAUGGAGCGCAUGACUUUCCCAUAAGUGGCGUGUUUGAAGUGGAACCUAAGAGCUGCCCUGGUUUCAUCUACAGAUGUUCAGUCCCAUUGGGUCGUAUUAAGAUGCCUCCCUCUGAAUUUCAUGCAUUUCUUGAGGAUGUGGCUUCUGAGUAUCACGGGGAUACCUAUCACCUCAUUUCCAAGAACUGUAACCAUUUCACAGAUGACAUAGCACAGAGAUUAACAGGGAAAGGGAUUCCUGGAUGGGUGAAUCGGCUUGCCAGGGUUGGUGCUUUCUGCAGUUGUCUUCUUCCUGAGAGCCUCCAAGCGACAACUGUUAAACAGCUUCCUGAGUACCAUCAUUGUACAGAAGAAGAUGGAAGUGGAUCAAUGACAUCUACAACGCCCCAUGAACCAACUGAAAGUGAAGACGGAGAUCAAGAUAAGCACUUGUUGUCAUCUCCAAUCGGAAGUCGUGAAGUGGCUUUCAUAAGAGAGACCCAAAGGUGAAAACAUGCUACCUGCAGGAGAUUCAAUAUGUAUUAUUGGUUUAUUAAAGGCAAUCAACUUAUCCCAUAGGGCCACUGCUCAAAUUCUCCAUUUGCUUCCUAUAUGUAUUACUAGUUCAUUGAUUUUAAAACCUUUUUUGCUUUUGGUUAUUAAGGUUUCCUUUAGUGUGCAAUAUGUAGUAGUUCAAAGUGACAGGAUUGUGAUCUAUUGAGUUAUGCCUUUGUUAGAGGUCACAAAUAUCCAUGUAAACAUUCUGAGUUUGGAAGAUGAAAACAGGCCAGUAUUUGUGAAAAAUGAGAUACCAUACAUUUAUUUAAUACUACCAAAUACUCAUAGAGGAAAUGAUGAUCUCUUAAUUAGUUA